Messenger RNA from Fonsecaea nubica, 2010 nucleotides. RefSeq lists its product as hypothetical. The transcript has 10 exons. The coding region runs from base 1 to 2010 and encodes 669 amino acids. Gene Ontology annotation, molecular function: acyltransferase activity. The record is from RefSeq and is a predicted model, not a curated record. NCBI's taxonomy places the organism in Eukaryota, Fungi, Ascomycota, Eurotiomycetes, Chaetothyriales, Herpotrichiellaceae.
AUGGAUGCGAGAUUGAUCCCCAUAGUGGUAGGUGUCGGCGAUGCCUUGAAUCGAUCCAGAAAGCCGGAAGAAGCGGUGGAGCCCCUGCAAUUGAUGGUUCAGGCCAUUGAGACGGCAUUUCAAGAUACAAACCUCUCACCCUCUGCAGCAGCACAGCUCCGAGAGAGUGUCGAGAGUAUCGAUGUCGUCCGCAGCUGGACGUGGCCCUAUCCCGACCUCCCGGACCUUCUCUGUCAUCAUCUGGGCAUCACGCCAAAGCAUAAGCACUACCACCCUUUCAACUCAGGCAGUACACCAGGCCUGUUCUUCGAUGAGGCAUCUCGCAGGAUAUCUCUCGGAGAUGCAAAAGUCGCCAUACUGACGGGCGGUGAAGCUCUCGCGUCUCUGAGGGCGUGUUUAACCGCCAAAAUCAUGCCACCCCCGGGCUGGACCACCAUUGAGAAGACCGUUCGUGCUGUCGAAGACCCGACCACACGAGAGCUGCAGAAAAACGUUGCCGGGCGCCAUCAAAUUGGAGCGCCCAUCCAAGGGUAUCCGCUCUUCGAGAACGGGUUCAGAGCGCAUCGCGGCCAGACCAUCUUGGACAACAUCCGAGAGUCAGCCAAUCUAUACGGAGAAUUUGCCACCGUGGCACGAAAGAAUCCAAAUGCUUGGUUUUACGGAAACUCCGAAACCGCCGAGUCGAUCAAAACAGUGACCAGCAAGAAUCGGAUGAUAUGUUUUCCUUACCCUCUGUUGAUGAACGCGAUGAACGCAGUUAACAUCGGAGCCGCCAUUCUGUUGACUUCGACCGAUUACGCAAGAGAACUAGGAAUUCCUGAGGAGAAAUGGAUCUAUGCUUUGGGUGGCGCUGGCACUAGGGACAGCUUGAACUUCUGGGAACGCCCCAACUUCUACUCAAGCCCCUCGAUCUCCGUGUCGUUAGACGCCGCCAUUACCGCCUCCGCCGUGAAUAAGGAAGAUAUCGAUCUUUACGACUUCUACUCAUGUUUUCCUAUCGUCCCGAAGAUCGCCUCCAGUCACCUAGACAUUCCCAUUCCUGACCCGAAGCAUCCGGUCACGCUCCUUGGAGGCCUGACGUUUUUCGGCGGCGCGGGUAACAACUAUUCAAUGCAUGCCCUAACGGAAAUGGUGCGCGCACUCCGCGCCGGCAGAGGCAAAGUCGGGCUCGUCCUCGCCAAUGGCGGGAUCAUGACUUACCAGCAUGUCGUUCUUUUGUCGACCCAGCCACGUCGAGACGGAUCACCGUAUCCUAAAAGUCCACCACUUGCCGAAGUCGUUGUUGAUGCGCAGCCUCCAACUGUUGAAGAACUAGCAAAUGGCGCUGCGGUUGUGGAGACCUACACGGUUGACUUUGGCCGCGAUUCUCUUCCCCUCCGAGGACAUAUAAUCGGUCGAUUGACGAUCAACAACCGCCGGUUCAUCGCCAAUCAUGCCGACGAGUCGACCUUGAAACAGCUGUGCAGCAUGACAACGGAACCGAUUGGCAGGAAGGGCUGGUGCGGCAUCAAUCUACAGUACAUGGGUACAUGGUUCUCAACACAGUCCCCCGUACUUCAGACACUGUGCUCCUACUUCGAGCCUCCGUGGGCCGCCGCUAAGAUAUCCAAACGACCCCCAAAGCGAUCCGCAGCAGCACAUUCUCCUGUUGCAGUGCCACUGAGGAGUUUCUUCUAUGAUCUGACCAAAUGCUUCUACACCGCAACAAAAUCACCCUUGAUCAGGGAGCUAUCGAACCGAUACGCGCAUCUCGAAUUGACCUGCCUUGUCCUAGGCGUGCCGUUUCACCCUUGGCGGUCAUGUGUCUUUGUCGAAAACAAUGAUGAUCUCAUGAGACACUUGGCGUUCCAAAGGGGCAUUGCACCUGAGCAAGCGAUUUGCCUAGCAAGAAGUGCUGAGGGUGGUAUUCCGUUUCCUGCUGGAACCGCCAAUACGAUCGGCUGCUUCUGGCAGUCUUGGGGUGUCAAAGUCACGCGCGGGAAUCGGCGAGCUAAUCAGAUUGCGGUUUAA